Molecule: messenger RNA, 2035 nt
Organism: Pundamilia nyererei
Lineage: Eukaryota; Metazoa; Chordata; Actinopteri; Cichliformes; Cichlidae
Gene: mapk3
Product: mitogen-activated protein kinase 3
Exons: 9
Coding region: 319-1503 (394 amino acids)
Biological process (GO): protein phosphorylation
Molecular function (GO): ATP binding; MAP kinase activity
Source: RefSeq, a predicted model, not a curated record
UUGCCUCACUACAGCAGCGGAGUAGGCGGUGCCUGCCGUUUGGAGCCAAAUGACACGCUGCCGCCCAACGGAACCAUCCUUUUAGUUAAAUCUAACGCAACUCUUGCACGCGCAUUUACGCUGACUGCUGAGACCAAAUCCCCGCUCGCGCACGAAAUCCAUUUACGCUCCAGUAGUAGAGAGGGCCCAGUUGCUGCGCCCCGUCAGUCACACAGUCCGCACGAUUAAAGCCUCAGACGGCCGUUAAAGAGCAGCUGAAAGCGGCGGCGGGGCCUAGUGACACUUCCUGACAGUCUCUGAGCGGUUUGGAGAGGAAGAAUGGCGGAUACGAGCAGCACUGCGGCGGUCGCGGCCGAAGCCUCCGACAGCGCUGCUGUCGCUGCUGCUGCGCCUGUUGCGCCCGAUGCACCGCCCGUAGCUCCGGUGCCCAGGACUCCAGCCGAGUCCGUGAAAGGACAGAUUUUUGACGUGGGCCCCCGCUAUACGAACCUGUCGUACAUCGGGGAGGGUGCUUACGGAAUGGUGUGCUCUGCUCUGGACAACUUGACAAACCAGCGCGUAGCCAUCAAGAAAAUCAGCCCAUUCGAGCACCAGACGUACUGCCAGCGCACGCUGAGGGAAAUCAAGAUCCUGCUGCGUUUCCACCAUGAGAACAUCAUCGGCAUCAACGACAUCAUCAGGGCACAGCAGCUCGACAACAUGAGGGAUGUCUACAUUGUGCAGACCCUGAUGGAGACCGACCUGUACAAGCUACUGAAGAGCCAAAGGCUAAGCAACGACCACGUCUGCUACUUCCUCUACCAGAUCCUGCGAGGCCUCAAGUACAUUCACUCCGCCAACGUGCUGCACCGGGAUCUCAAGCCCUCCAACCUGCUCAUCAACACCACCUGCGACCUCAAGAUCUGUGACUUUGGCCUGGCGCGGAUAGCCGACCCAGAGCACGACCACACUGGUUUUUUGACCGAGUAUGUGGCUACUCGUUGGUACAGGGCUCCAGAAAUCAUGCUCAACUCCAAGGGCUACUCAAAGUCCAUUGACAUCUGGUCGGUGGGCUGCAUCCUGGCUGAGAUGUUGUCCAACAAACCCAUCUUCCCUGGGAAACACUACUUGGACCAACUCAACCACAUACUGGGCAUUCUUGGCUCUCCAUCUCAAGAAGAUCUGAACUGCAUCAUUAACUUGAAGGCGAGGAACUACUUGCAGUCCCUGCCUGAAAAACCCAAGAUCCCGUGGGAAAAGCUGUUCUACAAGGCAGACCCUAAAGCUCUCGAUCUGCUGGGCCGCAUGUUGACCUUUAACCCCAUCAAGCGCAUCACCGUCGAGGAGGCCCUGGCUCACCCUUACCUGGAGCAGUACUACGAUCCUUCAGAUGAGCCUGUCGCAGAGGAGCCCUUCACUUUCACCAUGGAACUGGACGACCUUCCCAAAGAGAGGCUGAAGGAGCUGAUCUUUGAGGAAACGGCCCGUUUCCAGGACAACUACCAGCCGCCGGUUCGCUCUUGAGACACAGUCCUGAGGAGUGACAAAGAAGCGCAGAGGCUCGGAACAACUUGCUAAAAAUAAAAGAAAAACGCAUCAUCAAGAAACCAACAAAAAGAUAAAACCAAGAAAUACAAGCGUUAAAUUGCUAAUCUUUCCAUUUCUACUGCAAAGAGAGAGCUAAGUUUAAAUUUGAUUUCUGUGCUUGGGUGGGAUGGUAGGGUCUGUCGUACUGUUUUAGUUCUUUUUUUCUUUCUUUCUCCAUUUUUAUGCCUCAUCUACAGCAACACGCUGUCCCUUUCCACUCCUCAUCAAACCUUUUCUUUCAUGUCGCUAACCUGUCUGAGCUUCUCCUGUUUCUCCUCUUUGUGUAGCCUCCUCUCAUGUAUACACACGUACUACUGUAUUAACCAACACCAUAACUUUCUUGUCAUGAUCCAUGUAAAUUACGACCUUGUAAAACUGAGGGCUAAAAGAACGGGGUAUGUUAAAUCGGGUGUGUAUGUACAUACAAAAAAAACUUGUUUUUUCUUUUCUUUUUUUAAUUGUGCUUGUU